Messenger RNA from Elephantulus edwardii (Cape elephant shrew), 1290 nucleotides. Its product is annotated as melanoma antigen preferentially expressed in tumors-like. The record is from RefSeq and is a predicted model, not a curated record. Gene Ontology annotation, biological process: positive regulation of cell population proliferation; negative regulation of cell differentiation; negative regulation of DNA-templated transcription. Bases 1 to 1290 code for a protein of 429 amino acids. Gene Ontology annotation, cellular component: cytoplasm. NCBI's taxonomy places the organism in Eukaryota, Metazoa, Chordata, Mammalia, Macroscelidea, Macroscelididae. The transcript is spliced from 2 exons.
AUGAACGCAUCAGGCUUUCCCAGGCUUGUGGACCUUGCAAACCAGAACUUUCUACAGGAUGAAGCCUUGGCCCUCAGGAUUCUGGAGUUGCUGCCCCCUCAGUGCUUCCCACCUCUGUUGAAGGUAACUGUCCAGAGAAGACACUGGGGUACACUGAAGGUAAUGGUGCAGGCCUGGCCAUUUCCCUGUCUCCCUCUGGGGGAUCUGAUGCAGGUUCACCAGCAUCAUCAGGAGGACAUCGUUACUGCUGUACUGGACGGGCUGGACUCGCUCCGUGCCCGGCAGAUCCCACCCAGGACAUGGAAACUGAAAGUGCUCGAUUUCCGCCCCAGUGCUUCAGCAGACUCCAGGAGUGCAUGCUGUGGGACCCAGGCCAGCUGUUCUGAACUCCUGCUAGCAGAGCCAGAGAUGGCCCAUCCUUGGCCCAGCAGGGGAGAAACAACUUCUUUGGAGACAAGAGAGAAGCAGCUUUGGGACCCUAUGAAGGUGCUCAUAGACCUUUGCUUUAAAGAGGUCACCCUGGACACAUUCCUCACCUUCCUGAUCGAGCAAAUCAAGCAGAGGGAUGAGUUCAUACACCUUUGCUGUAUGAAGGUGGAAUUUCAUGAAAAGUCAAUCCCUAUUGAAACAAUUGAGGAAAUCCUGAAUUCGAUGCAACUGUAUUCUGUCCAGGAGGUAAGAGUGGAUUGUAAGUGGCAGUUCUUCCAUCUGGCUUGGUUCAGUCGCUACUUGGCUCACAUGGUUAAUCUGAGCAGGCUUCACCUGUCUAGCGUGCUCCUAAGUACCUGGAACCUAGAGAGAGGAAUGAAGGUGGUUUUCGACUAUGCCUCUCAACUCUACAAGUUCAAUCAACUCCAGCAUCUCCACCUGGACUCUAUCCACUUCCUCUACAGAUAUCUGGGCCAGUUGCUCAGUGGCGUGAAAGUUCCCUUAGAGACCCUCUGCAUAACUAAUUGCUAUCUUUCUGAGGACAAUUUGACCCUCCUGACCUUGUACCCAAGCACCAGUCAGCUAAGGUUUCUGGAUUUCAGUAACGUCAAUCUGACCUGCAUAACACCUGACAUCCUACAAGUUCUGGUAGAUAGAGUUUCCAGCACCCUCCAGCACCUGGACUUAGGUGGGUGUGGGGUCACUGCCUUCCAGCUCGAGGCCAUCCUGCCUUCUCUGAGCAACUGCUCCCAGCUGGUGUACUUCAGGCUCUUUGCAUGUCCAGUCUCCAAAUAUGUCUUGGAGAGCCUGCUUGAGCAUAUUCUCAUUUGGUGCAACAAAGCCCACUCGUGGGUCAACUAG